Bipolaris maydis ATCC 48331 is the source of this 849-nucleotide messenger RNA. RefSeq lists its product as uncharacterized. NCBI's taxonomy places the organism in Eukaryota, Fungi, Ascomycota, Dothideomycetes, Pleosporales, Pleosporaceae. The record is from RefSeq and is a predicted model, not a curated record.
AUGCUUGACAACCAGUUAUAGAAGUGUCGCUGCCCCACAAGCUUUGAUCCAAACGUUCACCCCCUUAUCUUCCCAAACUCCUCUACAUAUUCUGUAUUCACUCUACUACAGCAUCUGCGACAGGUGAUUCUUGUUGCUCACACUCGUUUCCAGUAAAACCUAAUUCCAUCAAAAAUGUUCAAAUUAAUCUUUGUUCCAUUUCUGGCUAUGCAAAUGUCGGCAUUUGCGGCGCCACAACAGCAAUCCGGAUCUAGCGGCGUGCAAAUCACGAGCUUAGAGAAGAAUGCCACAUCCACCGUCGGCUCUGGAAAUGUGGCGGCGGCGGGUAAUCUCACCCCGUUUGGUGAUAUCGGCGUUGGCUGCGGUAUCAACUGGCAAGCAGACACAUCUUACGGAGGCGGACUUCAAGCUGGCUCCAGCGACUUUGGCCUGGGUAGUGGGUUCACCAUGACUCCUGGAUUCAUUACUAUCGGUGCAGGUAUUGGAAUGAAUACGGUGAACGCUAGUGCCAACAUACAGUUCACGGGUGCAAAGAAUGGUAGCGUAGAGCUCGUGUUUGAAACCACAUCUCCCGUAGUGUGUACGCCUGGAACCAGGGAUGGCAAGUCCGUUAUAUCCUGCAAGACGAUCGAUGCUUAACGCAAAGCUUACUCGAGCGUGAUGUCGUAUUGAUCAAAGAGACCUUGCAAAUUUUUACGGGCCUUUAGUAAAACCGGACAGAACCAAAUCACCGCUCAUUGCUAGAUUUUGACCCUAGGUAUCCUCUAUAUCAACAACUACUUAAUAAGGACAUAAUAUUGGCUGGCUGUACAUACUUGAACUCUUCUUCAAUAGAAUACUCUUCUACGC